GCGGCUGGUAUCAGUUCAUCAUUUUACUAUCGGUUACUGUUGCUCGCGGUUGUUGAACGCACCACAAGUAGAAGGUGUCGGAUAGGAAUCCCUAGCCCCGAGUGACGGACGAGUGGGUGGCGAGCGGAGACUGGAAGGCGGUGGUAGCACUUCCAGCUGUCGAGAGGGUGUGUGAUAACAUACAGAGAUACCGUGCGUGCGUGCGCGUGGGGUGAGUGGGGGAGCACACUUCCGCCGACGACUACACGGCUGCUGUUGGUUCCUUUUGUCGAGAAAGGAGAACUUAUUGGUUUUGUUCGCUCCAUCGCAUGUGAAAAGGUUAAAAAGGCAAGCAAGUGAGCGGUGCUUUGGCAGAGACUUCCCGAACGACCAGGCCGCCACCUUUUGUUCCACCGAAACACGGUGCCACGGGGUGCGCAAACAGUUGUGGCAAGUGAAUAAGUAUCCAAUAACCCCGGUAGUGCGGUGGUAGCUGCAAGGAAUUGGGAAGUGUGCCCUAAUAAAACCUGUGUGCUGACAAGUGAAAGUGCUUCUUAUCGUGGUUUCGUGGUCGUCGGAAACGGUGAAUGCAAUCAAAAUGAAUAAGUAUCUCGUGGGAAGACUGUUGUUGAUCUGUCUGUUGGCCAUAUUCGUGGCUAGUGCUCGAGGCGCCAGCAGCUACUUCUACGACUCGGAGGAACCUUAUGGCAACAUGUUGGAAGGUGCCGAUUCAACGGAAGAAUCGGACAAAUCGUUUUCGGACGACAGCUUAAUGGAUAAUAUAUUUCGGCAAGGUGCAGACAAACGCGCUGGUUCCCUGAUUCACGUCCACCGGAGGUCCUGCAUCCGACGGGGUGGAGCCUGCGACCACCGGCUGAACGACUGCUGCUACAACAGCUCCUGUCGGUGCAACCUGUGGGGCUCCAACUGUCGGUGUCAACGGAUGGGUCUGUUCCAGAAGUGGGGAUGAAUGACCAAUGACCUUGUUCCGUCAUCGUUCUGCAUUUGCACCACCCCCACCACCACUACCGGUUGUGACUUCUUGGAAUUCUUGGACCACCAUGGGGGAUGGAGGCUUUCGGUGGAUGGAAAUGACCACCGCUGGAAGCAUCUAUCGCCUUGGGGUCCUGGGGUGUUGGGGUCGCUACUGUUUGUGGUUAUCGGACUGACAACGCACUCGUCUACUGGCUGCUGAUUUACAUGGAUUGCGGAUUGGAUUUUCUUCUGUGAGCUAAUAAACUUCGAGGACCUACGGCAACAGGACACUUAUGGCAAACCGGACACACAUGCUGAGAAACAAAAACAACCGAGUUUGGUAACAAAAUACUGUAUUUUAUGGUGAAAUCUGGUUCAUGCGCUAUUUUCUGAGCGAGAUAAAGCUGAGCUCAACGACGGAGAAGUAUAUUUGUAGAAAUAUUGGUUGAGUUUUAAAGGAUUUUAGGGAUGAGUGACUUACAUUUUAUGUUUGCGGUGAAAUUCUGGUCUAACGGUCAAAGCUUUAGUUGAAACUGAGAAAUGAGGUAUGUUUUACACCUGAAUGACAAGGAAUAUACUAUUUAAUGAUAAUGAUAAUAAUGAUAAUGAUAAAUGAUAAUAAUUAUUAUUACAUAAAAAACAGAGAGAAAAUAUUGUCUAGGUUAUUCAGAUUUAUUCUUUACUGUUUUAGGGCCAUAAGUUGAGUGAAAGUCGAUGCGACAUAUAGAUUACCUUACAAUACAUCUAGAGCAGCUAAUGAGACAACAAAGAAUUAUAUCGAGGCAACUUAUUAUCAAUUAUUCGACGCUUUAAAGAUGUUUUCCACACAAAAAUAGAGUCAACACACAUACAAUACACACAUUUAAAGCCCAGGAUGUUGAGAAGCUAAGCACUUCGACUUUGUGAAACCGUGUUGAAUGUAUUCUCUGAUGUCCAGUGGAUUUUGAUACGACUAAUUUAUUCGCUGUUUGUGUAAUGGAGACAGAUGGAUAAUCAACCACUAAUAUAUACAGAAGAUAAAUAUGACGAGCAGCAGCGUAGAAGAUGCAAAAUCUUAGAGUGAAGCUGUGUAAGAGAAAACUAAUUAAUUAGGAGUAAUUAUUGCGAGCAGGGAAAGUGUCCGGAGCACGAUUCUCCUCGGGUAUCUAGGGCAGACCAUCGUCCGGUGGCACCUCAAACGUUUCCCAGCCUUUUAAAACGAACGAGUGUUGCACGAGCACCACUAGGAGGACCGUCCUCCGCAUGCACUUUCCCCGUUUGUUGUACGCAUAACUAUUUGAAUAAAAAGUAAUACUAAACGGAACUGUA
This is a messenger RNA of Aedes albopictus (Asian tiger mosquito), 2262 nucleotides long. RefSeq lists its product as uncharacterized. The transcript has 3 exons. NCBI's taxonomy places the organism in Eukaryota, Metazoa, Arthropoda, Insecta, Diptera, Culicidae. Gene Ontology annotation, cellular component: extracellular region. The record is from RefSeq and is a predicted model, not a curated record. Bases 578 to 949 code for a protein of 123 amino acids. Gene Ontology annotation, molecular function: ion channel inhibitor activity.